AAGCUUUUGGGUUUUCAUUGCUAAAAAAAAAUAUAUGUGCUCUUGCUGACACGAUUGAAGCUCGUUUCGCUUUAACUUUUACAUGCGUUCAAUUUUCUUCUAAAAAUUGGGAUCACGGAAACGAGUCAUUCACUAAAUUGGCUAUAAAAAUGGAAUGGUUUGGUGGCUCUAUUUCAGAAGCUGUGGCUCUGGCAAAGAGAACUAAGAAAUUGUUCCUAGUUUAUAUAGAAGGUUCAGAUGAUAUGUCAAAAAAUAUGACUGUUACUUAUGACAAUCCUGCUGUAGCUCGGAAAUUAUCUUCUGAAAAAGUUGUUGCGUUAAAACUGGUUGCUAACAGUGUACCAUACGUCCAGUUUUGUGCCAUAUAUCCUGUUCUAGUUAUACCUUCAUCCUAUUUUAUUGGAGCUAAUGGAGCUCCCAUUGAAAUUGUAACUGGAAAUUUAACAUCUACGGAGUUCAUUACCAAAAUUGACCAAGUUUUUCAAUCUUGUGAAAUUAAUCAAACAACGAAUUCUGAAUCCAGUUCUGCUGCCGUAGCAUCUUCGUCAGCUGCAAUAGCCUCUACUUCUAUUUCAGAACCAUCACCAAGUACUUCAGCAUUAGAUAAUCCUACCAAUUCAAUAGGAGCUUCUGCAUCCCAAGUGGCCACAGAACCUGAAAGUAAAGAUUCUUUGCAAGAAAGACUGGAUAGAGCAAAAAAUUUGAUUGAAGCUCAAAGACAAAGCAAAUCAAUGGAAGAACAAGAACUGGAAAAAAGAAGAGAAAUAGAAAGAAGAAAUGUUGGCAAGGCUGUGCAGCAAGCUCAACAAACUAAACAAGAAAAUGAACUCAAAGAAUGGGCAAGAAGCAGAGCUAAAGAGAAAGAGGAAGAAAGACUAGCUCGUGAAAAAGUUAAAGCUAUGAUAGCCCAAGAUAGAGCUGAAAGAGCUGCAAAAUAUCAACUAACAAAAGAAGCCGAACAAGCAGAAAAAGAAAGGCUUGCUCAAGUUAGAGAAGCUCAGGCGAAUGCUGCCAGAAUUUCUGCUAUGAACAGCAACGAAGCUCGUUUACAGUUCCGCCUUCCAGAUGGUUCUUCCAGGAAUCAUACUUUUUCUGCAGAUUCUACUCUUGAACAAGCUAGGACGUUUGUAAGAGAGCAAGUACAGCCUCCGUUUUCCCAUUUCACUUUGUGUACAACAUUUCCAAGAAGGCAUUUUACAGAAUCAAACUAUUCAGAAACUUUAAGAGAUCUACAACUGGCACCAUCUGCUGUACUUUUGAUUCUUCCUGCUCAGGCUGUCACUAGUGUUAACCAAGGUGUUGGAUUUUUAUCCAAUCUGUUUUGGACUCUUAUGUCACCUCUAACUACGAUUUGGAGAUUCAUAACGGCUUUUUUCACGGGAACGCCUUCACGUCCUGAACCCAGUCCAGCACCAGAAGCUCCUCCGAACACACAGUCAACCACCUCUAAAACUAAUCAGCCCGGCAGUAGUGACAGCACCAGCCAAUCCGUUAGAAGACGAGAGCCUACAAUUUACAGGCGUGAUGGAAACAUUUUUCGGCUGAACAAUCAAAGCGAUGAUGAGGAAAAUAGCACGUAUAACGGAAAUUCAACUCAGCAAAUGUAGAAGAGUGAAGUUUUUGCAAAUGGAGUCUUUGAAAUGUAUCUUUAAAAGUCAUAUAUCUUUUAAUUUUCUUGGUGCAUGUUUACUUGCACAAAUCAGUUAGCAACUUGUUUUUUAUAAAAUAUAAAUGAAUUUAUGUAUAUUAUAAUGCUUUGUGAAAAUAAAAUAUUUCAGAGAA
Messenger RNA from Uloborus diversus, 1782 nucleotides. Its product is annotated as UBX domain-containing protein 4-like. The transcript has 14 exons. The record is from RefSeq and is a predicted model, not a curated record. Bases 150 to 1607 code for a protein of 485 amino acids. Gene Ontology annotation, molecular function: protein binding. NCBI's taxonomy places the organism in Eukaryota, Metazoa, Arthropoda, Arachnida, Araneae, Uloboridae.